UGUGCGUGCAUUGUACUAUAGCAUAAAUCUAUUGUAUAAUAUUAAUUUUUAUUAUCGGUAUUAAUAUUCAUUAUUAGCUCAAUUAGAUUGCAUUUAUUCAUCAUUAUUAUGUGAAGACUGUCGGACAGAAUUAACAGCUUACAUUUGAUUACAAUUAAGUAAAUUUGAAUGUUUUCUUCAAUUUUGCAAUGUAAUAGUGAUUUUAAUUUCCAGCAUUACGUACGUAUCGUAUAUGAAAUCAAACAAACUUACAUGGCUUUAAAACAAACAAAAAAGAAAAUAAUAUAAAGUUUAUUACAAUAAAUUAUAAUUUUAAAUUAAACAUCCUUGAAUGCUAAGAAUGAUAUAAGAACAGAGAUUUUUAACUUUAUGCAAAUAUAAAAAUUAUUAAAAAAAAAUUCUUCCUUUGUGGGAAUAUUAUUUUUCCAAAGAGUUAAAUAAUGGACGAUUGUCUGCGUGAAUGGAAUAAUUUUUAUUCAAAUUACACGAUUAAUCAACCUAUACCUGCUCGAAAACAGCUAAUUAAAAUAUUACUCAUUUGAAACGUUCGAGGAAUACGUAAAUCAAGUGGACUCUGCACCAUUCGCAUUCUAGUUCGACAAGCAGAUUCGUAGUUCGUCAAACGAGCGAUACGGAUCUCGAGCUUACCCCUUCCAGCAGGUGAGUAAGCUCUGGCAAACGGAAUGCCGCAGGAUGGGGUUACACAGAGUACAGAAUCACCUGCACUGCUUCCAUUUAUCCAAUUUACUAACGGUGGAAUCCGGGUAAACUUCGCGGGAUAUCAUGCUGAAGCUGGACUUGGUGGUCUCUUUCGAGGAACAGGGGGUGGACUUCACGCGAGUGCUGGAACCCCAUGGGGUGCUCACGCGGGUGCGGGAUUAGGUGGAACAUUAAAUGGAGAAAACGGUCUGGGCGGAGGUUUAUACGCUCGUGCUGGACUCGGUCGUGGAAGACCGGAAGCGGCGGCCGGUCUCGGUGGCAGAGUGGACGGACGAUCGGUCAACCCGAUUUCCGGCGGCCUGUACGCUGGCGCGACUCCAGGCGGUCCAGGAACCGGCGUCUUUCUUGGCGGAGGAGUUGCAGGAGCUGAGACUAACGUGAGACCGAGUGCAUCCGGCACGACGACGAAAGAGACUAAUGCAACAGCGGAUGCAGCUGCCAGUGUAACGAAACCAGCGAAGGGCCACACAAACAUACAGAUCAUACGUUCGAAACCAAAGGAUGCGCAGAAGGAGAAAGAGAAGGCGAUGGCGCUUGAGGCUGCCGCGGCUGCGGAAGGAAAGGCCGAAUCGCAAAACAAUGAGAUACGACGUGCAAUACAAGUCGCUGCCGUAAAACCUCUCGCAACGGAAGUUGGCCUUGUCGGAUCGGUUGGUUUGGUUAGCGGGGCACCAGUCGUCAAAUCUGUCGAAAAGAGCAUCGUGGCCUUAGCACCCACAGCACCAGCCGCACCUCUUGUACCUGUGCAAGAGACGAUUCCAGCUAAUUCGGUUGCGACACUCGAUAAUAAUCCGAGCGUGGUGAUUACGAAACCCGUGUAUCCACGCUGGUACUUGAGGAAGAGAUUCCGGACCGGUCCUAGGAAUAAAGUAGUCUACGUUCCUCCAACCGCGACAGCUGAUUCUCAAGACUCGCCUUCGGACGUGGUCGGCGAACUCUUCGUCAAUUCAGUGGGAGACAGUGAGGGUGCAAUUGUCAAAAGCGGUACGGCGGGCAAAGUUUAUGUCGGCGGAUCCUUGUUCGAUGACAUCUUCAACAUUCCAAUUUCUACGUUGUCCGCUGUUAAUCAAUUGCUGAGAAACAACGCCGGCUGAGACUUUUAGCGCGUCCGUCCUUAUAUAAGUUUUACAUUCGAAGAUAUACACACUAAUAUAAUCGCGCAAUAUAUAAAAUAUCCACGAGCGAAGAUCGUGAGCCACGUUUUUCGCAAGGUCUUCCGAUUCGAAUAUAUAUAUUUCGUUAGCGUUCAAUGUUUCGUUGCAUAUAUACAUUCAGCCUCUUUUGUAAAUGUUUACUCCGCCUUAUUUACGAAUGCCAAGCACACGCGUGAUGUCCAUCUUGCGGUUCUCUGCACGUGAUUAAAUUGUAAUUCCAGCUAGGUAAUUUCACAUAUUGCGAUAGUAUUUCUUUGUUCCUCAUCCUGCGAGUCAUUUUAAGAAGGUGCAUCAAUAAAGGAUACUUUUAUACGAGAAGAAGAAUUCGUUUUCUGACACGAAUUAUUUAUAUUCUCCUGAAUUUUAUUCUAUUAUUUUACUGUUUACAUAUUACUUAUUCGCAUGCGUAGUACACAAAUUACAAAAUACUAGUUUCAAUGUUUCAUCAGAAAUUGAUAUUUACUUGUUGCCUCAUUGUUAAUAUGGAUCGCGUAAACCACAAAUAUAAUCGUUAUAAAACGUUCGUUAUUAACCACAACUGCAUUAUUAUAUGAAAGCAUCGAAAGAGAUAAAAUCGAUUGUUACGGAAGAUAAAAUAGCAGACAAUAAUAAUAAGAAAAUUACUUUAUUAGAAAAUUACUUACUAUUAUUAAGUAAUAAAACAAUGAACGUAAUUGUAAAGAAGUAAGAAAAUACAGAAGAAUAUUGUAAAUCCUGAGCAUGUUAACGUUAACGAAGAAUUUAAGAGCAAAAGAGAAGAAAAAUGAUAAGAGGAAAAUGAAGAUAAUUAUAACGAAGAAAAGUAUAAUAUAUUAAAAAUCGAAAAAUGAUUGUAUGACUAUAUAUGAAUGCAAAUACACAGUGAGAUAAAAUAAAUUAUUUUUAUUCGAGAAAUUUCGUACGUAAUAAUUGGACAUAUAAUUAAUACAUACAAUAAAUCUCAAUUAAAACAAA
Messenger RNA from Nylanderia fulva, 2828 nucleotides. RefSeq lists its product as uncharacterized. Lineage: Eukaryota; Metazoa; Arthropoda; Insecta; Hymenoptera; Formicidae. The record is from RefSeq and is a predicted model, not a curated record.